AUGCAUUACUCAGCUAUAAAUAGAAACAAAGGGGUCGAGCAAAUCCCGUUUAGUUGUCUGGGAUUCAAAGACUUCGCUGAAAAAAGUCUCUCGCAGGGAUUUGAGAUGUCGACUCCAGCUCGGAAGAGGCUGAUGAGAGACUUCAGGAGGCUGCAGCAGGACCCACCUGCAGGCAUCAGUGGCGCCCCACAAGACAAUAAUAUUAUGCUGUGGAAUGCGGUUAUAUUCGGUCCAGAUGAUACACCUUGGGAUGGAGGUACGUUCAAACUGACACUCCAGUUCACAGAAGAUUAUCCAAACAAGCCACCUACUGUUCGGUUUGUUUCUCGGAUGUUCCACCCUAAUAUUUAUGCAGAUGGAAGUAUUUGUUUGGACAUCUUACAGAAUCAGUGGAGCCCUAUAUACGAUGCUGCUGCUAUACUUACAUCUAUCCAGUCGUUGUUGUGCGACCCAAAUCCGAAUUCUCCCGCGAAUUCCGAAGCUGCUCGUUUGUUCAGUGAGAACAAAAAAGAGUAUAAUCGCCGGGUGAGAGAUAUUGUGGAGCAAAGCUGGACCGCAGACUAA
Molecule: messenger RNA, 564 nt
Organism: Striga hermonthica
Lineage: Eukaryota; Viridiplantae; Streptophyta; Magnoliopsida; Lamiales; Orobanchaceae
Source: the annotation of a GenBank genome assembly